GGUAGAGGUUUUGGGUUCGAACCCAGAAAUUGCACAUACUGCUAACAUUUGAAUACACUGUGACGUGCUUUGGAUGAAACUGCUUGCCAAAUGCAGAAUUAGUGUCUUUCAACAUCAGAUUUUCAUGCUUUAAGACUCGGCACUUAGAGCGCGAUGUGACUCGUGCAUUGCUCAUAAGAGUGGGUGGGGAGUCAGACAAGAGCGUGACAACGAGCAUCUUUAAAUAACAACACAUACAAUCACACAGACCCGGACCUUUAUCGGUAUGAAUGACAUUGACAUAUCAUCAGGUAUGCACUCCGAAGACUGGAGCACAAAUCAACCGGGUCAACAGAGGCCUGUGAUCACUAAUCUCAGCUUUAAUCAGCUAUCAGAGGAGAACCGAAGACAGAGAAAGGAACUUCGAAGUCCUAAUGGCUCAAAGGAAUUCAUUCCUGAUGAUCGUAACCAUGGCAUCUACUUUGCCAUGCUAUUGGCUGGUGUCGGCUUUCUACUGCCGUACAACAGCUUCAUCACAGAUGUGGACUAUCUGCGCCGCAAAUUUAGAAGGGUCUAUAUUGUGUUCCAUAUCAGUUUGACGUAUAUACUGGUGGGUUUGAGUUCUGUUAUUGUGAACAACAUGCUGGUGGAGAAACUGAGUUUACACACGCGGAUUUGUGUUGGAUAUCUCUUUGCUUUGGGACCUUUGGUGUUUGUGAGCAUAUUUGAUGUUUGGUUGGAGCUGUUUGACACUGAGCAGUCAUAUGUUCUCACUUUGGUCUCAGUUGCCAUUGUUGCAUUUGGAUGCACAGUGCAACAGUCCAGCUUCUACGGAUACACAGGCAUGCUACCCAAGAGGUACACACAGGGCGUGAUGACUGGAGAGAGCAUCGCAGGAGUUAUUGUCUCGCUGAGUCGGAUUUUUACGAAGCUUCUGGUGGAAGACGAGAAGAACAUCAUCAUCUUAUUCCUCUUUUCCGUCUCAAUAGAGACUCUCUGUUUUCUGUUGCACGUGGUGGUGCGGCGAACCAGAUUUGUGCGUUAUCACACGGACAGAGCUCAACAUAGCCACACCAGCUUCACAGGACAGAUUCAUGAUUCUCCUGCUCGAAAUCACGUUGACAAUCAGAUACAUUAUGACAGCAGUGCAGAGGAAGAGGAUGGAACGGUGGUGUCAAGCGCAGUUGAUGAUGCUGAUGGAGUUCAUCUUGACAACAGUUUCCAUGGUGAUGGAACAUACGUCAAAUUUGAUGUACCUAAACCGGACACCAGAACGACAUGGAUUAGUCUCAAGGAGCUGCUGGGUCGUAGGUGUGCUGUUGCCAGACGGAUUUGGGCUCAUAUGCUAUCAAUAACAAUGACAUAUUUCAUCACUCUGUUCCUCUUCCCUGGUCUGGAGUCAGGGUUACACAACGGUAUCCUGGGAGAAUGGUUGCCGAUUCUCACCAUGGCUCUGUUUAAUAUGGCUGACUUUGUGGGCAAGAUCUUGGCCGCUUGCCCGUGUGAGUGGAGUGGGGUUCAGCUGUUGGUUGGUUCAUGUUUGCGGAUUCUCCUCUUGCCGCUGUGUAUAAUGUAUGUGUCACCCAAUCAGCCUCCCUUACUGACGCACCCAGCUUGGCCUUGUAGUUUCUCUUUAUUGCUGGGUGUCAGUAACGGAUACCUUGGAUCUGUGGCAAUGAUACAGGCAGCUGGACACGUGCCACUUCAACUGCGAGAAGUAGCAGGGAACACCAUGACUGUAUCCUACAUGGCUGGACUGAUGCUCGGGUCUGUAGUGUCCUAUUCAACGCACAUCCUAAAGACACACACCUGUCUCGUUGUGACAAUAGAUGAUACGCUUACAUAACAGAGAUACAUGCCUGGCCACUGAAUGCCAUCUUACAGAUUCUCUAGUAAUGUUAGGAGUGACAUUAUCCCUGCUGAAAAGAGCAGACCUGAAUUUCCCAUCUAGGAUCAGUUUAUACGGAUUGGUGCUGUUCACCAGGUUUAUGCAUUUUAUUGGAAUUCAGAUCAACAAUGUAUCCUGACGUCAGACCAGCCCACAUGGAAAAAACAUAUAUAAACAUAUAUGUUUCAAUAUAGGUUUUGAUAUAAGUUUUACAUAUAUGUGACAUAUAUAAAAUUGGCCGUUUUCCUAUAUUAUAUGUACAUAUAACCUUCCGAUCAUUAGAUAACUCGCUUUACCAUCUGCGCUACUGUCGCUGUUAAAUAACACUGAACAGUAGCUGUUAAAUUAAACCAUUUUGUUAUACAUGUCCUAGACAGAUCUUGUAAAUGUUUUAAAUGUGCAGACAUCAUAACUUUAUUUAAUAAUUCACAUAAUUUAUGGCCUGUAUAUGCACAUAUAUGCACCUCAAUUUUGCAUAUAUGCAGCAUAUAUAUUAUCAUAUAUGGGCAUAUAUGCUGUAUAUGUGCAGCAUAUAUGUGCAUAGUAGCUGCAUAAAGGUUUCAUAUAUGUGCAUAUAUAUUAUUAUAUAUGUGCAUAUAUGCUGUAUAUGUGCUGCAUAUAUGUGCAUAUUAGCUGCAUAUAUGUUUCAUAUAUGCACAUAUAUCCACAUAUAGGUUCUUUCCAUGUGGGAGUGUUGGAUCCUGACAUCGGAUCAAUGUCUGAUUUUGACAUCAGGCCAACAUUGGAUUUGGACGUCAAUACCCAGUUUUGAGCAGAUGUCAAGGUGAAUUAAGACUAUUUAAAUAGUCUAAAUAGUCUGCACUGAGAACAGAGACACACUGUUUAUUACAUAAUUAUACAACAGUUCUUUCUGGUUGUCGAAUCUGAUUGGCUAAGAGCUAUGCGAUAUUCUACUGAUAACGGCACAGUAACCGCUUCACCUUUGUAUUAUUCCGCCACCUAGUGAAUGGAGGUCCUUUAAACAGGCUCAUCUCUGAAUGGAAAAAUUCGUUCAUUAGUUCACUAGCUCGUAAAUCACUCUGUGAAUCCCAAUCGGAAGCGACUAUUCCGUCAAAGAUCAGCGCUCUUGGAUGUUAUGUUAAACUUAAUGGGAGUAAUGUCUUGUCACGUCGUGUGGACGAUUAACACUUUGAAAAAGGAAUGUUAACAAUAAUUUUUUCUGGAGCGAUCUCUCUCCUCUGAACGCGAAAACAUCGUGGAACUGCCGGUAAGCACCGCAGCUUUUAAAUGUGGACAUUGAUCAUUUAUUUUAUCGUGACGUGACUAUUAAAACAUGUUAUGAGAUAUCGCCACUGAUAUAUUCAUAAGCAGCAUGCAAAAAAUAUAGUUUUAUAUAGUACUGACAAGAACAAAGUCUUAUAACAAGCGAGUGCUCGUAUCGCGUUAAGAUUAAAUGGGAAAGCAAUAGUAACAUUAUAUAAGUAUAGUUUUAUUAACUUUUACCUCGCGCCAAAACAAUAACAACAUAAAAGACACUAAAUAUGAAUAAGAAACCAAGUAAUAGUUUGAUCAUGACACCAAAUACUGCUGAUUUGAUCUCAUUUUUGACCAUCAAACACAGACAGGGCCAACAUCAGAGCCAGGGAAUCCCUGUCAGAGAUGUAGAGAGGGCGGUGGUCAGCGGGGCAAGUGAACACUGAUGUCCGCUCAUGCUCUGGUUCUCUCAAGCAAACGUUCAAACAGGCGCUAUAUUUACUAAUCGACUGCAGAUUUAAAUAUAAUACAUAUAUUCUCGACUGAACUACUCUUAAAACUACACUUUGUGACCAAGAAACGUUCAUAUAAAGAAACGGCUACUCCGUCCAUCGAGUUAUUAUGAGAUUCAAAGCAGCCGAAAGUGUUACCUGUCAUUCUGGCCGCCCUCAAAUCCGUGGCGGAAGAAAGUAGUUCCCAAACAAAGAGGCUUUUAAAAUAACUCUGUUGUUGUUUUCUAGUUUUCUUUUUUCAAACGUGUGUCGUCGAACUGUUGUAUAAAAGCAAUAUCGCUCUCGGAGUCGUGUGAUACAGCUCUAUAUCACACUCCUACUCGAGCGAUAUUGCUUAAUUAAAAUACAGCGAGUUAAAACUAUACACUGUAAAUUAUAUUAUAGUAUUAUACCUGUAAUGUUGUGAUCUGAUCAGUAAUUGUUAUAGAUAACUUUGCUAAUGUUGAUGGCUGGAUUAGGACGCAUGAUUUUUUUCUCUAAUGUGCUGAGACAAUAAAAACAAUAAUAUAC
This is a messenger RNA of Paramisgurnus dabryanus, 4104 nucleotides long. Its product is annotated as equilibrative nucleoside transporter 4-like. The record is from RefSeq and is a predicted model, not a curated record. Lineage: Eukaryota; Metazoa; Chordata; Actinopteri; Cypriniformes; Cobitidae. Gene Ontology annotation, molecular function: monoamine transmembrane transporter activity; nucleoside transmembrane transporter activity. Gene Ontology annotation, biological process: nucleoside transmembrane transport. Gene Ontology annotation, cellular component: plasma membrane.